Molecule: messenger RNA, 2124 nt
Organism: Aspergillus calidoustus
Lineage: Eukaryota; Fungi; Ascomycota; Eurotiomycetes; Eurotiales; Aspergillaceae
Source: the annotation of a GenBank genome assembly
AUGAUGCAAACCGCCCUCCAUCAACCUGUGGCUACCACCCUGCGAGCCGACGCACCCGUCAACAACACGACGACCACCACUACUCCCUCGACUACAACCCUCAAGGGAGCUUCCGCCUCCUCAGCGCUCCCAUUCCCUUCCGCGCUUCUUCCGCAGGAUCCCCCACGCACCGUCGUUACAGUUUACGGGCCGGGCCAGGACACGAUCGUGCAGGUGGUCGCAGACGUCCUCGGAAAGCCAUGGACAACCGAGACCUCGCUCUCAGCACUCGGACGGGGCAGCAGCGCAGUGGUCGUUGGCAUCCGCGCGACGGAUCUUGCAGGGAGUUUGCAAGAGGCAGGAGCGGGAUUCGACCGGUCCGCAUGUAUACUGGUGAACUUUCAUGGCGUCGAUGACGGGUCCUUCCCCGAGGAGUCGCUGACGGAGCUAUGCGACUACGAGUUCCUGUACUCGCUGCGGAGCCCCUUUUUCCGGCGCGACCUGACGCGCUUCCUCUCGCUUAUCUUGGGCCAGACGAGGCCGCAUGAGGAUCUGAAGACGAAGAACCGCACGAAUUUCAUUUCGACGACGUUUCCGGAUGUGCAUGCGGCCUUGCCGAAUUUGGAUAUUCUCUCGGUGGGAUCGGAUGCUGUGGAAAUUCGUGUGGAUUUGCUGGUUGAUCCGGAGCCGCUGCAGAGCGACGGUAGGAAUGCGAAUGCGACUGCGCAGCCAAGCCCCGUGCCGAGUCUGCGGUAUGUAGGGCAGCAAUUGAUGCUCCUGCGGCAGCACACGGAGAUGCCGAUUAUUUUUACGACAAGGUGCACAAAGGAGGGAGGCAAGUUUCCCAUGGACGACCCGAAUCUGUUCUACCGGUACCUGCGGCGCGCGAUCCAGUGGGGCGUCGAGUACAUCGAUGUGGAGCUGUGGCUCCCAGAAAAGGUGCGCCGGUCAUUAGCAGAGGUCAAGGGGAACAGCGUAAUCAUGUCUGCCUUCCACGACUAUUCUGGCGAGUGGAAGUGGACGUCGCCCGAAGCACCGAGAAUCUUCGAGGAGAGCGCCAAGUAUGCGGAUAUCGUCAAGAUGAUUGCGAUGGUGCACAGCGUCGAGGCGAACUAUGAGCUGGAGUAUUUCCGGUCGACGGUCAAGCAGACGCAUGGGGCGUAUCCGCUGUUAUCAGCGGUGAACAUGGGACAGCUAGGACAGCUGUCGCGUGCGCUCAAUACAGUCUUUUCGCCCAUCACACAUCCGCUCCUCCCCAUGAUCGCCGCUCCAGGCCAGUUGACAGCGGCCGAAAUCAAUGAGGCACUCCACAUCAUGGGCCAGUCUCCCAAGCGCGACCUCUACGCCAUCGGCUCCUUCCGCGCAACGCCGCAGUCCAUGUUUAUGGAGAAAUGCUUCAACGAGCUCAGCCUCCCGCACACACUCACCUCCAUCGACCGCGGCCCACCGGGCUCCCUCGAGCGCGUAAUCAGCCAGCCGAGCUUCGGCGGCGCCGCGCUCCACCCACCAAUUCCCAGCAACUCGCGGCUCCCCGCUGUAAGCGACGCCGCGCGUGCAAUUGGCCUCGUAGACACAAUUGUCGUAACAAGCCCGGGGACUCUCGUUGGCGAAAACGCCAGCUGGAAGGGCAUCCGCGCGACAUUGACGCGGGACUACGUGCCCAGCGCAUACCGCAAUCGCGCGGCAAUUAUCCUCGCAAGCUCCGAGAGCGAAGCCUCGUCGAGCAUCUUCGCGCUGCGCAGUCUUGGCGUCGGCGCAAUCUACACAGUCGGGUUCCGGGGAACGGGCCCACUAGCCGAGGGCCUCGAACCGUUUACCACGAUCCAAUCCGUGAAACUCGUCGAGCAGCCCUUUGUCAUCGUCUCGGCUCUCCCGCCGGAGAAAUCCCUCCUCGUGCAGCCGCUUCUCCGCCACUACCGCAGUACAGGACGGGCAUCUCCGCCCUCGACACGGGGGAAAGUCUAUCUCGACCUCACCCGCGGAGAGAGAAAUGGUGAUCCGCUGGGUGUUGCGGAGCGGGCUGGCUGGACGGCGUACGGGAUCGAGGACGUGAAUGCGUGGACGACGGUUGAGACGCUGAGGCUGCUUGUUGGGCAGAAUGUGCCGUUUGAUUUUGUGAGGAUGGCGUCGGGGAGGAUUAUUUGA